AUGAGCGAAUGCCUGAUGUUUGGAAUGGAUUGUGAGGCGAGAUGCAUGACAUCGAUGACGGCCGAUGAGGAGAAUAUUUGCUUUUUGGUCAACAAGCUCUUCAUGGAUCCAGACGCCUCUCGUUUGAUGUCAAAAUGCUUCAGACACCCAGCUGGAGAAGUCCGCGCAAUCGCUGCCCAUCCUACGAAGAGUACAAUCGUUGCGACGUGUACAGCCGAUUUUAGCAGUCUCGGCGGAACUCAUUCAAUCACAAUAUGGAACAUCGAAGAAGACAAACGAACACUGGAGACCGUAAGUCGUCUGCCAACCGAACCAGUGAUGUCAUGUCUCGAAUGGGAGCCAACUUCAAUGCGUUGUGCCACUUUGACACCAUUCGUACCUGAAAUUCAACUAUUGGAUAUGGAAAAUGAGCCGAGGAUUGUGCAAACGAUGAAAAUCCAGUUGGAAAAUGAGGAGAAUGAGAUGUUUGGCGUUCGUUGGAGUCCGCAUUUCGAUGGAAAUAUGUUGGGUGUGACAACUGGAAGAACUGUCAUGUGUAUGGAUUCUAGGACUGAAAAUGAACAUUUAAAAGUGAAAGAUGCACAUUUACAUCGGACAAUUGCAAUGGAUUUUAAUCCCAAUUUGCAGCAUGUAAUCGCGACCGGCGGUGACGAUGGAUACGUCAGAAUCUGGGAUACACGACGAACGUCAUCAGCUGUGAUGUCCCUCCAUCCACACGCUCAUUGGGUGUGGAGUGUUCGAUUUCAUCCAGUACACGACCAACUUCUUCUCACGGGCGGCUCAGAUGCAUCCGUUGUUCUUUCGUGUGCUCAAAGUGUCAGUAGUGAGCAAUUGAAAGUUUUUAAAGACGACGAUGAUGAGGAAGAGGAAGAAGAGGACGAGGAUUUGGUCGAGAAGUUACAAGAUGGACAAUUGGAAAGGAUUGAUGAACAUGAGGAUAGUGUAUAUUCGUGCGCCUGGUCAUCAGCCGAUCCGUGGUCAUUUGCCUCACUUUCCUAUGAUGGACGGAUGAUUUUGUCGAAUGUUUCGAGAAAACACAAAUACGCCCUAAUGCAAUUAUAA
Molecule: messenger RNA, 1062 nt
Organism: Caenorhabditis briggsae
Lineage: Eukaryota; Metazoa; Nematoda; Chromadorea; Rhabditida; Rhabditidae
Exons: 5
Coding region: 1-1062 (353 amino acids)
Biological process (GO): protein ubiquitination
Molecular function (GO): protein binding
Source: RefSeq, a predicted model, not a curated record